Aegilops tauschii subsp. strangulata is the source of this 768-nucleotide messenger RNA. RefSeq lists its product as uncharacterized. Gene Ontology annotation, cellular component: nucleus; cytoplasm. Lineage: Eukaryota; Viridiplantae; Streptophyta; Magnoliopsida; Poales; Poaceae. The record is from RefSeq and is a predicted model, not a curated record. Gene Ontology annotation, molecular function: nucleic acid binding; 3'-5' exonuclease activity. Gene Ontology annotation, biological process: nucleobase-containing compound metabolic process.
AUGGCGGAGGAACCAUCUGCCAAGCGUCCCCGUGGUGAGACGUCCGACCAGAGCACCGAGGUCGACGACGUUCAGGUCCCCGGUCAGAAGCACGACUACAAAGUGCACCUCAAGGAGGUUAACAUCCACGGCAAGGAUAAGCUGGAUGUCGUAUGCACCAGCAAUCCUGAGGAAGCCGACAAGAUGAUCAGCAGGAUCCUGAAGAGGGUCUGCGGCUUGUACCCUCAGUACAUUGGCGUUGAUGUCGAGUAUACCAGGGAGGACGAACCUCCGCAGAGGGCAGCGGUUCUACAGUUAUGCGUGGAGGAACUCUGUCUGGUAUAUCACAUCACCGCGGCAACAAAGUGGCCCAAGAGCCUGCGCCCGUUCCUGGAGGAGGACAGGUUCUACACCUUUGUCGGCUUCAGUAUUGGAGGUGACAAAGAGAUGCUGCGAAGUUCUGGUUUGGAGAUCAACCCCGACAAGUACAUCGACAUCCAGCGCAAAUGGAGAGUUCCGUUCAAGGGAAGAAAGAGGUACCACUCUUUGGCUGAUGUUGCAGGGAGCGUGAUCCACCCAUUCUACAAACAGAUGAAGGACAAGAUUAAUAGGGUUGAAGACCAUAAACUGUGGGGGACCAGCCCACUGCCAAAUUACCUCAUUGAGUAUGCAGCGAUAGAUGCGUACGCCACCUACGAGUCAUGGAAGAGAAUUGAAAACAUCAGAGAAGGUCUGGAGAGUGCAAAAGAGGCAGAGAAGAAUUACGACGAUCCUUACUACGGAUACUAG